AUGCCGUUGCAUUCCAUAUUAAAAGAAAUGGAGAUGAUAAACUUUGCUAUUCCAAAUAAAAGUCCACCUUCUGUUCUUCCUGAUAAAUUAGUCAAUAGUCAACUUUAUAGUGAAGACCUUGCACCAACUCCAUUAUCCAAACGGACAUGGACAACAUGGAAUUAUGCUACGUUAUGGAUUUCAAUGUGUCAUUGUUUACCAACGUAUGCUUUAUGUGGAAGUUUAAUCACGUCUGGUAUGAAUUAG
Messenger RNA from Rotaria sp. Silwood2, 246 nucleotides. NCBI's taxonomy places the organism in Eukaryota, Metazoa, Rotifera, Eurotatoria, Philodinida, Philodinidae. The record is from the annotation of a GenBank genome assembly.